Molecule: messenger RNA, 556 nt
Organism: Penicillium brasilianum
Lineage: Eukaryota; Fungi; Ascomycota; Eurotiomycetes; Eurotiales; Aspergillaceae
Source: the annotation of a GenBank genome assembly
CGCCCAUUAUAUAAACCAUCAAGGCCCUGUGGUCGAUCUUCUAUACCUCCUAGCAUCAAUCUCCACCUCCAGAUCCUGAUCAACAUCCGAUCAAUUCUCCGAGUUAGAUCAACAAGAUCAUCGAUUCCCUCAGAAGCAAUUCUCCACAUCUUUUCCUUCCAUCAUGCAGCUCACAAGCAUUCUCGGCCUCUGCUUAGUCGGUCUAGCCGGUUCCGCCACCGCGAUGCCCAGAUUCGCCCGUCCACACAACGGCCAACCUCUCGCAAUCCACGUCCCCAUCAACGUCACGACUUCUCACAUAGCAACAACUACCGGCACGCCAGUGAAGAAGCCUUUGACGACGGGAACCCCAAGCAAGAGCAAUGGCACACUCCAUUCCUCCAAAACUCAGGGCUCGGCCAGUCUCCCCAAUCAUAUCAAGCACAUCAACCACUGUUCGGAGUUGUGCUCUUUGGAGGCGCAGACUUGUAACGUUGCCGUGCCGGAUGAUGAUAAGUUCUGCUGGCAAACGUAUCUGCGGUGUAUUGAACGAUGCCGACCUGAUGAUUUCCAGUGA